Molecule: messenger RNA, 648 nt
Organism: Ambispora leptoticha
Lineage: Eukaryota; Fungi; Glomeromycota; Glomeromycetes; Archaeosporales; Ambisporaceae
Source: the annotation of a GenBank genome assembly
AUGGCCGCAAGCACCGCAGUAAUCUCAAUGAACAAUUUCGAGCUGGGCGGAUUGAUAUUACAUGUCGGUAAAGCUGUGAUAGGGGGUCCACUUAGUGAAGGUAUGAAAGCAAUCGAGAAGUUACCACCGCUUCCACCGGGCUCAAAUCCCACUCCAGUGCAUGCGCCUUCAUCACCGUCAGUAUCAGCAGCAGCCGCAGCUGUUAAAGCGCAGAAUGCAGCCGCGAAGAUUGCGGCAGACCUUGCGGCUAGAGGACAGGCUGCCGUUGAAUCUGUUGCUCAAGAGGAGAAUAUUAUUAUAAGUGCAAGUCAGCGUUAUGCGAUCAUGCAAAAAUUAGCGAGACAAGAGGCAUCCCCGGUUGUAUUGAUACGUAACGCCGUAGCACCUGCCGAUGUCGACGAAUCGUUGGAAGAAGAAUUCAAAGAUGAGUGCAGCAAUUUUGGAAAAGUCGAGAGCGUUGUCAUACAUACAGACCCUGAAGAAGUGUUCGAAGGCGAACGUGGGUUAGUUAAGAUUUUCGUGCAAUUUGUGGAUGGAUCAGGUGCUGAGAAAGCUAAAGAGAAAUUAGAUGGCCGGUGGUUUGGCGGUCGUCGUAUUAGAGCUUCGUUAUUUGAUUUAAAAAAAUUUCAAUCUGGUGACUAUUCUUAA